GCUUGGUUUGAUGCGUUUCGUACAUGUCUCAUUAAACGAAAGUAUGAAUUAGAUGAUAUAUAUAAUAUAAACAAAAUCAGAUUUGGAGUUAGAAGUACUCAAAGUAUGCGUAUUAUAGUCGAUUCUACUCAGAAAUCGAAUUGGAAAGUUACAGCUAGCAAACAAGAAUGA
Messenger RNA from Sclerotinia sclerotiorum 1980 UF-70, 171 nucleotides. RefSeq lists its product as hypothetical. The record is from RefSeq and is a predicted model, not a curated record. The transcript has a single exon. The annotation marks the transcript as partial. Lineage: Eukaryota; Fungi; Ascomycota; Leotiomycetes; Helotiales; Sclerotiniaceae.